CGAAUCGCCUUAUUUCAAAAGCGAGCGUGUCUGUGCGAGGUCAACAGUCGAGAGUCGAGCCGACUUGACGAACGCCAAGCGAUUCAGUCGAUUCCCAGUCGCGGACGCGCUAGAAUAGCGCUCAGUCACACAGUCUGGUUAAGCGGCAUCAACGAAAACCGCUGUUCGUUCCAGAAGAAAUGCAUUUGUCUGUCGGUACUACAUUUUCAGUGUGGAAAAAUCUCAUCUUGGAUCGUGUGCGAUCGGCUCUUUGGAAAACUCUGUACGCGUCCUAAUCGAGACUAUGCGUCCGUAUUAAGAACAAAACUCUUUUGUGAGCUGUAAAAAUUAUUAGUAGGAUAUUAAAGUGUGUUGAUGGUGGUGAUAAGUUCCUUCGAUUCUGUUGUGGUACUAUGUGCAGUGUCGAUGCCGUCUGUGAUAGUUUGUGUUCACUGUGAUCUAGUUCUAUAAGGAUUAAUUUUAGACUUGUUUGCGUCCAAACUGGAUAUCCUAAAAAAGACUGACUUUCAAACUUGGGCAUGGCACGGGCCCGACAUGCCCGGUUGUAACACGGUAUGCCCCAACUGCAAGCACAAGUUUCCUUGUUGCCCCCCGGGCACCACCUCCACCGCCGCCUACCCCGGAAUAGCCGCCUCCCUACAAUGUCCGAGCGUGCGCAGAUCGUUUGUGCUGAGCGGAGGAGGCCUCGUGGGGGGCCCGGUAGCGCCCAGCUUAGCUCCACCAGCCAGCCCGUGUUCCUCACCUCAGAGUUCGCCUGGAACAAAUAUCUCAUUUGUCCUGCCUACUAUACCUUUGCAAGUAGUACCUCCUCCCCAGGAAGCCAAGCCAGAAGCAGAGUUGCGACAGUUGGCAGAUACCGUUCGGGCUCUUCGCCAAUCAGGCUGGUUCUACGAGGGUAUUAGUUCCGAUGAAUCCAACGAAAUGUUGAAAGAUACCGAGAUCGGUACCUUUCUCGUACGGAACUCAUCGAAUCCCAAGUACCUUUUUUCUCUAAGUGUUCAAACAGAGAGGGGUCCCACCUCCGUGCGCCUGUACUAUACCAACGGGUACUUCAAGCUGGACUGCCAGGUCCAUCUACAACACGUCUUGCCCGCUUUUCCCAAUGUGAUAGAUCUUAUUCAGCACUACGUGCAAGAGUUUGAAAGAUGUAGCCAAAAUCGCAAUAUGCAAGUGUGGGUAGACAACCGAGGCAAAUGGUUCUCGUCGAUCCGAAUCAAGGCUCCGUUGAGGAAAGGGGCAGAACCGCCCAGCUUAAAACACUUAUCUCGCUUGGCCGUCCACAAAGCGAUUCAAAGGUCCGGCAAGCCCAAACUAGCCCUCCUAAUGCCCCACAAACAGCUAGAGUUACCCAUUCCGUUAAUAUCGUACCUAUCCGAUUAUCCGCACUCUAUAUGAGGGUUAAGUCUGUUGAAGGAUCAUCUGAUAAUGAUCCUCAAGCUUCAGUAUAUAUGGGCAAACGUUUAGCUAGGGUAGUUCUCGCCAAAGACUGUUAUCCGGUACCAUUUACAUACCGAUGGCCAGGUACUAGGGAUGUUAAAAUCGUGGCUCGAGUGCUAAACGACACAUUUUCGCUAUUAAAGGCAGCUUAUAUUGAUUACCUUGCAAUAUAGAUUUUUUUUGUUUAGACAGUAUUUCCUUUGACUUAAAAACUCGAAAAAAAACAUGUAAUUGUUUAGCACAGAACCAAAUUGCCUUGGGCCAACAUUGAUUUGAUCAAGAAAGGCUCUAGAAAUAAAACUUAGUUAGAAUAACAAAUUGUAGAUGUAAUUCUGUCUGUUAAUCUGUGUGUAGUUUGUAAAACCAUGUUAGAAUAAUUGAAUUCAGUGUAAUUUGGGUUAAAAAUUUGAAGCAAACUGGGAAAAUAUAUUUUUUGUAAAUUAUUUUUAAUAACACUUCAAGUGUAUUAUGUUGUUGAAAUUGGGAAUAUUUAUAACAGAUGUAUAU
Molecule: messenger RNA, 1944 nt
Organism: Sitophilus oryzae (rice weevil)
Lineage: Eukaryota; Metazoa; Arthropoda; Insecta; Coleoptera; Curculionidae
Product: cytokine-inducible SH2-containing protein-like
Exons: 5
Coding region: 535-1395 (286 amino acids)
Biological process (GO): intracellular signal transduction; phosphatidylinositol phosphate biosynthetic process
Cellular component (GO): phosphatidylinositol 3-kinase complex
Molecular function (GO): 1-phosphatidylinositol-3-kinase regulator activity
Source: RefSeq, a predicted model, not a curated record